UACGAUAGCGCUGCAGAGGCAUCAGUGUUUUGUUUUCUAACAUCAUUAUAACAAACCUGAAAUAGAAAACAAACUCAAAGAAUAAAUCAUUCCUCUACGUUUGGAAUUGAUCUACAUUCAGGAUUUCAUAUUGUUGAGACCAUGUCUCAAAGAAGGCAAGCUACACACAGUAGCACACAAAGCACUCGGGGUACUACUAGAAAUACCUCGCCAGUUAAGCAAUCUACUAGAAACGCCGCGCAUGCCAGUCACACAAAUACCAAAAACUCUCCAUCUGCCAGCCAGAAAUCUCAGUGGAACGAUGAUGAAUACAUGACACAGUCUCAAGCAACUCAAAGCAAAGGCCUGACCCCUGAAGAAGAAAAUCAGCUAGUCGGAAGCGUGAUUAGAUAUUUAUUAGCUGCUGAGAGAACUAAGCAUGUCGUACAAAGACCACAAUUGAUUAAAAAUGUUUUUGGAACAUAUAAUAAACAUUAUCGCAAGAUUAUGACUAUAGUUAAAGCUACUUUGACUCAAGUUUUUGGUUUCAACCUGGUAGAAUUUGAAACUGGAAAAUACAUUCUGACAAAUGCUAUUACUAUGAAUCCUCCGCAUCUAUCCUGUCCGGAGAGCGAAAAACCCCAAAGAAUUUUACUGAUUUUGGUUCUCACUCAUAUUUUUAUGUUGGAUGGUAUAUGCAAGGAAGAAUUGUUAUGGGACUUUUUAAGAAAAUUAACAAUAAUUCCGAGAGACGGUUAUAAGAAUCAGAUGUUUGGUGAUAUACACAAAAUAAUCACUGUUGAUUUUGUAAAACAACAGUAUCUAGAAAUGCCCAAAAUAGGAUCGUCAGAUCCACCUGCAUAUGAGUUUCAUUGGGGUGUGCGUGCUGAGGAAGAAGUUUCGAAACGCCAUGUGUUGGAAUUCGUUUCAAAGAUGUAUAAUGAUCGCCCGAUCAAGACCUGGCCUAAACAAUGCAAUGCCUUGAAUGAGUCCGAACGCCGAAGCAUAGAGAGUGAAGACGAUAACUAAGGUGAACCUAUUGCAAAGAGUUAAACAAAUUGUUACGAAAAUUAAGAAAUAUGGAAGCACUACUAUUUUCGUCAAAAGGUUUUAACAGUGUCUGUCUAAUUAUUUUUGUCUCUUAUACUACGUACAUUAGUGUACUAAAUUUUUUGUAUUAUGGACUUUGUUUAUAA
This is a messenger RNA of Diprion similis, 1175 nucleotides long. Its product is annotated as non-structural maintenance of chromosomes element 3 homolog. The record is from RefSeq and is a predicted model, not a curated record. Lineage: Eukaryota; Metazoa; Arthropoda; Insecta; Hymenoptera; Diprionidae. The transcript is spliced from 6 exons. The coding region runs from base 142 to 1008 and encodes 288 amino acids. Gene Ontology annotation, cellular component: nucleus.